Messenger RNA from Durio zibethinus, 1950 nucleotides. RefSeq names its product gibberellin-regulated protein 6-like. Lineage: Eukaryota; Viridiplantae; Streptophyta; Magnoliopsida; Malvales; Malvaceae. The record is from RefSeq and is a predicted model, not a curated record.
CACGCACACGCACAAGCGCUAUUACUCUAAAUCUUCUGUCAUAGUAAUAGUAGUAGGCCCACUGCUUUUCUAGUGAUAAAUUUUGUGAUAAAUGCUUCUUAAUUUGUAGGUUAUGGCAAAAGAAACCCAGUACCAUCCAGAUGGUGGGAAUUAUGGACCUGGAAGUCUUAAGAGCUACCAAUGCCCAAAGGAGUGUACAAGGAGAUGUAGCCAGACUCAGUACCGUAAACCAUGCAUGUUUUACUGUCAAAAAUGCUGUGCCAAGUGCCUUUGUGUCCCUCCUGGCUACUAUGGCAACAAAACCAUGUGCCCUUGCUACAACAACUGGAAGACCAAGCGUGGAGGACCCAAAUGCCCUUGAUCAACUCUGUUGAUUUAUAAGACUAUUACUUAUUUUUUGCCCCCUCCUGAUGCAGCUUUAUCUGAUCUAGCAAUGCUAUUGUGUGUCCUAUAUAUCUAUAAGCUAUCUUCAUUUGAGCAGGUCAUGAAUUUUGAUGACCAAUUAUUUUCCCUAAAUACAAGAAUGGGAAUUAUAUAUGAUUUUGUAGAAUCAAAAGCAGAGCUACAGCACUGAUACAAUCUAUGGUCUUUAAAGUUGUAUCAUUAUGAUAUCAAUAAGAUAUAAUCAUAGUUAGCAAAAUUCACAGCACUCCGAGAAAACCCGAAAACGAAUUUCUUGAUCAAGUUUGAUGCAUGAACUUUUGGUAAAUGAAACUAUAUAUAAUUCAUUCAGCUGAAACUGCCAUUUAUGCAACAGAAACAAGAAAGCAAACAACCAAACAUGUUAGAGGAAACUCAAUAUGAGGCAAACUAAUGGUUGUGAAUAAUGAUAAAGAAAAUGUACCAUUGACAACUCGAAUGUGUUGGAAAAUUUUUAAAAUGAAGUGAAAGAAAGAUUAAGAAAUCCAUAAAGUAUGAAACAAGUGUAAAUUGUAUCUGCUGGACAACAAUGGACAGUUUUGUUUCAUAAGCAAUUAAAUAUUUUCAAUUGCCAAUGACUCCUAUUGAGUUUCAAGAGAGUUGAACUCAAUAAAUAGAAGAAUUGGUUGAACAAAUCGAACAUAAUUGAAAAGUUACAAUUCUUGAUUAAGUUCUCUGCAAAUAUAGAGAAGUAUGAAUCAUCGAUGAAAAAUUCUAUUCAAUGCACCAUAUGAUGUGGAGAUAAGGGAGAUUCGGUUUGGGAUAGGAGAGAGAGAGGAGAUAUUAGUUUGUAUGGCAUACUGAGUGUGAGCAUUGGAUCGUGCAUUAGGCUCAGGAUUCUCAGAAGAUUAAUUGAUUAUAGGCAGGGCAGUGUAAAUCAGAUAAAGCAGCAUUAUAGCAGAUCUAGCACUGCGAAAGCUAAGCUUAUUUUGUCCCUUGGGAUACGUUAGAAACAGGGUACUCUAGUUACUGCUAUUUUUUGUUUCAGUUUUUGGAAAAGGAAUGUAGUAAUUAGUAGCCAAGUCUUUUUCCCAAAAGAGAGGUCCAAUGUUCAGUUCUGCCUCAAUAUUGCAGGUGAUACGCCUUCCUGAAAUCGUCUCUUUGAUGCUAUUGUCAGCCAUUAUGUUCCUGUGAUUAUAAGUAACGAGAUUGAGCUACCAUCUGAAGAUGUCAUCGACUACUCAGAAUUUUCCAUAUUUGUUCGUGCAUCAGAUGCUGUAAAGAAGGGAUAUCUACUGAAUCUUCUUAGAGGAAUUAAGAGAGACCACUACCAGUGGACCAAGAUGUGGGAAAUUUUGAAGGAAAUUGUUCGUCACUUUCAGUAUUAUAGGUCCAUAUUGCUUCUGAGUACACAAAUUCCAUCGUUCAAUUGUUCAGAGAAACAAAAAUGAAAAAGUUCAUCAGCUUAUUCCUUUCAUUCUCUGAAAUUGAUGCACAAGCUGAAUUGAAAACCCAACAGCAUAGCACAACUGAGUAUAUAAAACAUUUUGUAUAGGCUAAGUUGGCUUGGAGCUCAUAAUUUGAAGUUUU